UAAAGAUGUAUUCGUUUGAUAUGAGUUUGAUUUAUGACAUUUGCCGUUUUUACGCCUCUUCCUGGUUCUCUGAACGGCUUAACUUGCAAAUUGAAACGUAGUUUCGUUUCAUUCAAAUAGGUUAUAGUAGCUUAGCUGGCGAUUGCGGCUGUUUUUCUAAUAGAGGAUUACAUCCAUUCAUUAGAAUAUCAAAGAUAAUCGGGCUCGCUGUACGGUUCUAUUGAGUCCAAGUGUAGCUUGUUCUGUUUUUCGUUUAGUUUCAGUGUUUCUUCAAUUUAGAAUAGUUUCCCCGACUUAGAUUAUUCACAUUAAUUAGGUAUUAAUUUAGAGAGUAUUUUAUACUCUCCAAAUCACUAUAUGCGAAUUUUGAAAUCUGCGGUGCUCGAAAUUUUGCACUAUAUUUUCGUCAAAGUGCAUCGUAUUCUAGUUGGUAUGAAUGCUUAAUGAGAACUUUUCUCGUUUGGAUGCAUCGCGGGAAAACCAUGACUAGUUUCAUUAACGGAAUGGGCUGUGCCGCAUUUUAGAUGUUUCGAUGGAAUAUUCUCUAUCAUAAUAUAUUCAUAUAUAUAUAUAUAUACAGUACAAAAAGUGUGUUUGAGACUAAUAUCACGAAGAAUGGAAUUAGCCUAUUAUUUACAGUCGUAGGCUUAUAUUUUUAUCUAAAUGACUACUCGUUUUAUUUAGAUUUGCAUAGGCAUCAAAUAAUCAAGUUUGUUAAAUGACUUGCAUUACCGAAUUCCGAUUUAGGUGACUCCCUAUUUGAGCGCUUUUCCAUGUUGAGACUUAAUUGCUAUUCUUAUUAAUUAGGCUAUAUUAUAUUCCAUUCCGUUAACUAUUUAAUAAGAUCUUGUUUGGUAGAUCGCAAUGGAGAUACUGCAGAAAAAAAGGAAGUUACACAAAACCCUGAUCUAACACUGGUCUAUGAACUCGCACCGUUUGUUGUAUUCGCUCCGUUUAACCCCCUUAAAUGGACGGACGCGAAGUCAUGGACCGGUACAGGUACUUCAUGUUCAACCAGCGCAGUAUGGUGGUGCUGGGCAUCCUGCAGGUGGCCUGUGCGGGUCUCUGCGUGGUCUGCGGGUUCAUCGACGCCGCCUUCCGGAAAAGCACAGCGCUGAGCAGCACCCGGGCGCCCAUGUGGGCAGGCACGGUAAUGGCAGUACCGGGAGUUCUGGCACUAUUCUCCUCCCAGAAAAAGAACCCCAUAUUGGUGAACGCCAUGAUCGCCGCCUCGGUCUUCUCCUGCUUCACCACCCUCAUCGUGGCCGUCUACGCCGUGCUGACCCUGAGCUACGGGGAGGACGACGACGAGCUCUUCCACCCCAGUCAUGUGGUCAUCCCCAAAGCGAAGUUCAUCCUGAGCCGGAUGGUGAAGGGAGCGAAUGGUACGAUGCUGCUCUCCUGCUGUGGCAGCAUCCUGCUGUCUGUCCUCAUCUCCUUGGUGGGCUGCCGCAGCCUACCCUUCUGUGGCUGCUAUGACAGCAGCACAGGACUGGAGACGCUGGUUCCCCAAGAUGAGCCAAACCCACAGGCAGAGCUAAUCUGCACCUGGCAAGCAGGUGGAGACGACAGGCUGUUUAAUUCCCCUGUGCUGCCCUCUUAUAAGGAUGCAGAAGAGGAGGCGGAGCCUGCCGAACCCCCACCCUACGUCAGAUUGACCUGAUAGGUGCACUCAUCGUAGGUCCCACCCACUAGUUUUAAACGGUUUAUGCUACUCGGAAGCCUCAACAUUUAACUAUUUUAUGUUGAAAUUGUAGACUUGAAUCCCCGUUUGACAAUGGAGUUCUUGUGCAGCUUUUAAGUGUUUACCGUAACAAGAACCUAAUUUACCAAAAUUCAAUACUUUCAAUAAUGAUACAUUAUUAAGCACUUUAUCUCCCCCCUCAUUACAUUUCUUCUUUCAUUUGACCUUGUAAAUUAACUUUUGUUUUGUGGUUAUGUAAAUAUUUUUGUAUGGAAUGAUGGCUGUUGCUCUAUGUGGUUUUAAACACUUUUUUAAAAAUAUAUUUUGAUGGCAGUGCAAUAUGUACAUGUUGUAAUUUUAAUUGCAAAAUGUGCCAAGGAAUUUGAGAGUUUGGUGUCGUCUGAUGCACUCCUAGUCUCUGGAUGAUUGCGGCAGAGGUCCUGCUUGUAUUUGUCCUGUGGUCGAAUUAUAAGUUGAAGAAUUUCAUUAAACUUGACAAUGAUUA
This is a messenger RNA of Brienomyrus brachyistius, 2189 nucleotides long. RefSeq lists its product as uncharacterized. The transcript has 7 exons. Bases 968 to 1663 code for a protein of 231 amino acids. NCBI's taxonomy places the organism in Eukaryota, Metazoa, Chordata, Actinopteri, Osteoglossiformes, Mormyridae. Gene Ontology annotation, cellular component: membrane. The record is from RefSeq and is a predicted model, not a curated record.